Lolium perenne is the source of this 2356-nucleotide messenger RNA. Its product is annotated as pentatricopeptide repeat-containing protein At5g42450, mitochondrial. Lineage: Eukaryota; Viridiplantae; Streptophyta; Magnoliopsida; Poales; Poaceae. Gene Ontology annotation, molecular function: RNA binding; protein binding. Gene Ontology annotation, biological process: RNA modification. The record is from RefSeq and is a predicted model, not a curated record.
CUCAUCAGCAUGCCCGUCCAAACCUCCAGACAACAAACCUAAACACCACGAAGCUGCCCAAAUCUUUGCUGCGCGCUACAAGAAGCCCAAAAAUCGCAGGCCGAACUCCACAGUCUCUUUGCUGCCCGCUACAAUCAGGCCAGAAAUCGCAUGCCAAACUCCUCAGAUCGGGCGCCUCCAGCGGGUGGUUAUGUGCAGCAGCGCCGCCCUGCAAACCGCCCAUAAAGUGCUCGACCGAAUGCCGUACCGGGACGUCGUCGCGGCCACGGCCGCCAUCGGCGCGCUCGGCCGCCGCGGCCGGCACCGCGACGCCGUGGACCUCUUCUCCCAGGUGCUCGCGGAUGGCGUCCCGCCCAACAACUUCACCUUCGGCACGGUCCUCCGCUCGGCCACCGCGCUGCGUGACCUGCGCGUCGGCGCGCAGCUCCACGCCUGCGUCGCCAAGUUCGGCCUCUGCUCCAACGUCUUCGUGGGCAGCGCUCUCGUCGACCACUACGCCAAGAUGGGCGCCAUGCGGGAAGCCCAGAGCGCCCUCGGGGACACCCACGAGCCCAAUGUCGUCUCCUACACCGGUCUCAUCAACGGGUUCCUGAAGAAUGGGAUGUUCGAGGACGCUCUCGGGUUGUUCCGGUGCAUGCCGGAGAGGAAUGCAGUUUCCUGGAACGCGAUGAUCGGCGGGUGCAGCCAGGCAGGUCUCAACGAGGAGGCAGUCCGUCUGUUCCUGGAAAUGUGUCGGCAAGGCGUCAGACCGACAGAGAGCACGUUUCCCUGCGUGCUCACUUCUGUUGCCAAUGCUGGUGCACUUGGCAUCGGUAGAAGCGUCCAUGCAUCGGCUAUCAAGCACUUUGGCACGCUUGACGUUUACAUCGGCAAUUCUCUUGUCAGCUUCUAUGCCAGGUGCGCUAGCUUGGAGGAUAGCGUGCUGGUCUUCAGAAAGAUGGAGCAAAAGAACGUGGUCUCCUGGAACGCUUUGAUCUGCGGGUAUGCGCGGAACGGAAGGGGGCAGGAAGCUUUGGGUGCCUACAAGAAGAUGAGAGCUAUGGGCAUGAAGGCAGACAAUGUAACAUUGCUCGGUUUGCUGUUUGCUUGCAACCAUGCUGGUCUGGUUGACGAGGGUUACUCAUUGUUCAAGACUGCACAGGUGGAGCAACCGGACAUAUUGAAAGCUGACCAUUAUGCUUGUGUUGUUGAUCUACUCUCUCGGGCUAAACGAUUUGAUGACGCCAAGAGGUUUCUUGAGGACCUUCCUUUUGAGCCAGGCGUCGGGUUCUGGAAGGCAAUGAUAGGAGGGUGCCAGAUUCACUGGAACAAGGACCUGGCCGAGAGCGUCGCGGAGCGUAUUCAAGCACUUGAUCCAAAGGACACUUCUUCAUACAUCCUUCUUUCUAAUGUUUAUUCUGCAGCUGGAAGCUGGCAGAGUGUGUCAAUGGUCAGGAGGCAGAUUAAGGAGAUGGGGCUGAAGAGGAUCACUGGAUGCAGCUGGAUUGAGCUCCAGGACAAGGCCCAUGUCUUCUUUAAUGGAGACCAUAGACAUCCUCAGAGUGAUGAAAUUUACAUGAUGCUUGAACUUUGCCUGAAUACCGAUGAAGAUGACGAACAUUGCCUUGUAUGACUGGAAAACUGUCCAAAGAACAGCUGACAGAACAUUUUCCUAUCUUUGGUUACUGAUGCAGUGCUUAGAAGACAGCAAAACCAACUGAGAAUAGGCACUUAGUCUUGUUCAUCUAUUCUUUUUUUACACGGCUCCAAAAAAGAGACCGAGCUCCACUAUCAUUAACUGAUAACGGAACAACAGCAAAAGUUCAGAAAGCAUCCAUGUGCGUGAAUCCAGCUGCAGCAUUACGCCUCUGUUGUUGAUCUCCUCUCUCAGGCUAAAAGAUUCGACAACUCCAAGAGGUUUUUUGAGGACCUUCCAUUUGAGCCAGGUAUCGGGUUCUAGAAGUCCAUGAUAGGAGGGUGCCAGAUUCACUGGAACAAGGACCUGACCGAGAGCGUCACAGUGUGUAUUCACGCACUUGAUCCGAAGGACACUUCUUCAUACAUCCUUCUUUCUAAUGUUUGUUCUGCAGUUGAAAGCUGGCAGAGUGUGUAUGUGAUCUGGAGGUAAGGAGAUGGGGCCAAAGAGGAUCACUGGCUGCAGCUGGAUUGAGGUCCAGGACAGGGCCCAUGUCUUCUUUAACGGAGACUCUAGACAUCCUCAGAGUGAUGAAAUUUACAUGAUUUUUGAUGAUUGCCUGAAUAACGAUGAAGAUGAACAUUGCCUUGUCCAACACACUUUGACCUGGGAGAACAGCACUCGCCGGAAACCAUUUCCUGUCUUUGGUUACUGAUGCAGUGCUUAGAAGACAGCAAAACC